AUGGUCAAUAACAAUAAUCUGACCUACCAAGGUCUCAAGUUCGUCCAAUACUCCGAGGAAGAGCACGAAAAACUCUUCAAUCAACUCAAAGCCGAUGACAAAAAGAAGGCCAAGGAGCGCAGACUCGAAGGAAAAGACUUCAUCGACAUCUUCACCACCUCCCGCGAGGAAGCCCUUUCCGAGCUCGCCCACUACCAGAUCCGCGCCAACAAAAUCGCCUUCGCCGGCAAGUACGAGGCCGCCGAGUUCCGCACCAAGGUCUCCGAGGCCUACGACGAGGCGCACAAAAGUUACGUCCAGGCGCAGGAGUACUACAAACACAUUGACUACUUCCGAAAGGAGAGCGAGCACAAGGACGGCGUCAUUCAGCAGUUGCAGUAUGAGGUGGUCGGUCUGCAGGCGCAGCUCCACCAGAAGACGCAGGAGGCGGCGGAUCAGCAUGGUCAGUUGGAUGUCCUGCAGGCGCAGCUUCAUCAGAAGACGCAGCAGGUGGAGGAUCAGCAAGGUCAGUUAAAUGAUGCUGUGGCCAAGAAUAAGGAGCUUCUUGCUCAGCUUGACGAUGUUCGCAAGAAGGUCAACAGAAUUAUGAGCACCACCGGCGUUCUCUCUCCUGCUGCUUCUACCGAGUACGAUCGAGAGGGUACCAUGGACUAA
Molecule: messenger RNA, 654 nt
Organism: Colletotrichum godetiae
Lineage: Eukaryota; Fungi; Ascomycota; Sordariomycetes; Glomerellales; Glomerellaceae
Exons: 2
Coding region: 1-654 (217 amino acids)
Source: RefSeq, a predicted model, not a curated record